UUUAGUUAACAAUAUUUUCUAUAACAGAUCGGUGUCGCGAAAAAUUUAACUCCAACACUCAAUAUCGAAAUGUGUAAACAAGAUUGGAGGUCAACUAUUUUUCUAGUAUUAUAUGGACUUUCUCAUAUCCUCGCUUGUGACUUACCACCGGAGAUUGAAAAAUGCAAAGCAGGCGAUCAUGUAUGCAUUACCCAAAGAAUGAAUGAUAUAACACGUCUUCAUCCCGAAGGAAAUCCCUUUUUAAAAUGCCAAGUUUAAAGUUGGUAACACUCGAUAAACUGACAGCGGCUAAGUCGAAUGCCAAAUCCCCGUUACAGUUAAACUUCGAACUCUUCGAUAUUAAAAUAACCGGUUUGGAUAAAACGAAGGUACUAAGUACCAAUGGCUUUGAAAAGGGCACUGAACACCAUGAAGUAGACUUCGAAGUACCGAUUGUGAAAAUAAAUGCUCGCUAUGAGAUCGACGGUAAACUGUUGCUGGUACCUAUAAAAGGUAAAGGGCACGGAGAGUUUACACUUAAGGAUGUACAUGCAACAAUGAACUGGAAAAUUGCUUUUGAGAAGCGUGAUGGCAAAAAUUACAUAAAAUCGACAGAGUUAUUGCUCUCCACAGACGUGGAAAGCAUGAUAUUUAAUUUUGAAAAUUUAUUCGGUGGGAAUAAGGAAUUGACCGUCUCAACGAAUAAAAUCCUAACUGAUAACUCGCGAGAUGUAUGGAAAUCGAUGGAGAAAGAAUUUAGCGCGGGGUUGGCUAAAGUUCUUGAUGCAGUUGUAUUACCUACAAUCGAAUGUUUAUCUUAUGAUGAUUACUUUACAGAUUAA
Messenger RNA from Glossina fuscipes, 821 nucleotides. Its product is annotated as protein takeout-like. The record is from RefSeq and is a predicted model, not a curated record. The transcript is spliced from 3 exons. Lineage: Eukaryota; Metazoa; Arthropoda; Insecta; Diptera; Glossinidae. Bases 246 to 821 code for a protein of 191 amino acids.